AUAAAUCAUUUAUCUGCAAAUUGCUCAACAUUAAAUAUUAUUGGUGAAAUACCUUUAGAAAUAAAUGUCAAUGGAAUAAAAACAACAAUUAUUGCCGAUGUUACAACAAAUCUUGUUACAAAUUUGAUAUUAGGUAGUGAUUGGAUUCAAUCAAACAAUGUUUAUAUUCUCACACCUGAACAACGAAUUAUGAUCCGAAGUCGAGGUAAAGAAGUAUCAACUCCUUUUGCUACACCACCUCUUCUAAAUUAUCCAGCUACUCUUAUUAAUUAUAUUACUCUUCCUCCUUUUUCAGAAAAAAUAGUAGAAGCAAAAGUUCAACCCAACAAUAUGACUGAUGUAUUAUUUGAAGCAAAUCCUCGAUUAAAAAAUAAAGCAUUAUUUACUGCCAAUGCAUUACUCAAUAUUGAAAAUAGAACAAUAAAAAUUAGUAUAAUUAAUGCAACCAAUCGACAACAAACGCUUUCCGAAGGAACCAAAUUAGGUAUAGUGACACAAGUAUCUUCUACAAUUGGUGUCACCAUACCAUCAAAUUAUGUAACAGAACGCAUUCCGGAAGGAAAAGCGUGUAAAGAGCUCAUUCCUGAAGGGAAAGGAGCGAAUGAAUUAAACAACUUAAGUUUUAAUAAUACUACAACAUUACAUGGGAAACAACAUCAAUGUCGUGAAUGUUAUCGAAAAUUUAAUACUGGCAAUGAAUUAUUUGAACAUCUUAGAAACAAAUGUUAUCCUGAAGAAAUUAGACAACAAAUAAAUAAAUUAACUGAACAUAUUAGUGAUGAUAAACAACGAGAACAAAUUUUAAAAAUUUUAUGGAAAUAUGGACAAUUAUUUGAUAUUAGAAGACCAUCAAAAAUUGAUAUUGUUUUAAAAAAUGCUAUCGAUACUGGUUCACAUCGGCCAGUCCACACUCCACCAUAUAGAAAAUCCAACAAAGAUCAAGAAAUCUUAAGGAAAGAAACAGAAAAAUUAUUAAAGAAUGGAAUUAUUGAACAUUCAACAUCUCCAUGGUCUUCACCAGUCGU
This is a messenger RNA of Rotaria sordida, 1025 nucleotides long. The record is from the annotation of a GenBank genome assembly. NCBI's taxonomy places the organism in Eukaryota, Metazoa, Rotifera, Eurotatoria, Philodinida, Philodinidae.